AUGUCAUGGGACGUUCCUGCUUUGACGGUGGGCCAAAAUCAGCACUGGGAUACCAUCCCAAAUAAAUAUGACUCCGUUUACAUCACGAAUGAAGAUGCAGGAUUUAAUGGCGAAUAUGAUAGAGGUUAUGAAAAUAAUGCGGAUACUGGUUUUGCUUGUUAUAAUUGUGGUCAAGAAGGACAUUCAAAAAUUCAGUGCCCCGAACCUCAAAAGGCGAGAGAUGGUGGAGGAUGCUUUAGAUGUGGAGAGAGCGGCCACAGGAAGUCAGAAUGUCCAAAUCAACCUGCUGAGACUGGGUUUUCUGGGACAUGUCGUCUCUGUGGAGAGCAAGGUCAUCGAGCCGCCGUUUGCCCUUCUAAACCACCCGAACUCUGCAAGAACUGCCAAGAAAGUGGACAUCAAACACUUGACUGUCAAUCACCAAGAAAAAUUACUCGUGAUCACUUACCAAGUAUUCCUGAGGAAAAAGCUUGGGAAAUGAUUAAAAUGGCUGUUAUGGCACAUGAAAUAGAUGACCUAAAGGAAGCCGUCGAAAUAUAUCUCAAAUCACAGCCGAAUUUGACUUAUUAUCAACUUGAGCAGGCAUUUAGAAAACAAGAUCUUGGUGCUUUUUUAAUUGCUACAGAGAAGGAAUUAGCACCAACAUAUACAAAUAUGGACUUUCAAGGAAAUCUUGAUAAAAAGUACACAGUUAGUUGGCGUUGGUCAUCAAGACCUGCUCGACCACGUGAAAAACAAAUCUGGCCCAGCUCACCAGAAGAAAACAUGGAACGCUUAAAAAACGCUGGUGAACCCACAGAUCGAGGUGUUCCCAAAUGCUCAAACUGUAAUAUGCUUGGCCACACUCGGAAAAGUUGUCCGGAAGAAACUAUUGAAAAUCCAGAUCAACCAUCGGUAACUUGCUACAAUUGUGACAAGAUUGGGCAUAGAGUUCGCGAUUGUCCUGACCCUCGACCAGAUAAGUUUGCUUGUAAAAAUUGUAAGGAAUCUGGGCACUCAGCAAAGGAAUGUCCUCAACCAAGGUCAGCUGAUGGUGUUGAAUGCAAAAAAUGCAACGAAAUUGGACAUUUCUCUCGUGAUUGCUUGCAAAAUAAUGGGAGCGAUAGUAAAUGUUUUAAUUGCGGACAAGACGGUCAUCGUAAGCAAGAUUGCCCCAAUGAGGCUGUAUUAAUAUGCCGGAAUUGCGAUGGCAUUGGUCAUUUGUCUAGAGAAUGUCCACUUCCUAGAGACUAUAGCCGAGUCAAAUGUCAAAACUGCGACCAGAUGGGUCACACUCGUGUCCGUUGUACCGAACCAAUCAAAGAGGCUGCUCCCACUUUUGAAGAUUCUUAUAAUUUAGAUAUGAAUAACACUUUUGAUGGGCAAAAUGUGGACGAAUCAGCGAAUAUAAAUGGUGAUCAGAGCUGGGAACAAGCUACUAACGUUCAGAACUAUGAAUGGUAA
This is a messenger RNA of Blumeria graminis f. sp. triticale, 1443 nucleotides long. The record is from the annotation of a GenBank genome assembly. Lineage: Eukaryota; Fungi; Ascomycota; Leotiomycetes; Helotiales; Erysiphaceae.